AUGGUCAGAAGGCUUGACGCCGUCUACGAGGGUCUGAAAGUGGGCUACCGGCUGUUCAAUUAUUAUGGCAACGAAAAGGGGUGCAGCGCUGGACUGAAGCGCGACAUCGACGAGGGCAUCGUGAAGCGCGAAAAGUUCCACCCGUACAAUGUGCAACUCCGGCUAGUUGAGUACGCGCAUUCGUUGGGAAUCGCCGUGACGGUUUACUCCUCGUUCGGUCCACUUGGCUUCCACGAGCUUAACAUGAAGAAGGCACUCAACAUGCAACCUCUGUUCAUGCACCCGCCGAUCACCACGCUCGUCGCUUCGCACGCGUGCAUGCCCUCACAGAUUGUGCUCCACUGGGCCACACAGCGCAGCAUCGCGGUGAUUCCCAAGUCCGAUACCGUCCGUAUGAUGCGGGAUAACAUGUGCAACGUCGAAGUACACCUCAGCGAGGAGGAGAUGCAGGAGAUCGGCGAGCAUGAUAGAGGUUUGCGGUUCAACGAGCCAGCUGAUCAGACUUGGUACAAGAUUACCCACCUCGUUCGAUCUCCGUGA
Sparassis crispa is the source of this 540-nucleotide messenger RNA. RefSeq lists its product as hypothetical. Bases 1 to 540 code for a protein of 179 amino acids. NCBI's taxonomy places the organism in Eukaryota, Fungi, Basidiomycota, Agaricomycetes, Polyporales, Sparassidaceae. The record is from RefSeq and is a predicted model, not a curated record. The transcript is spliced from 4 exons. Gene Ontology annotation, molecular function: oxidoreductase activity.